AUGGAGGUGGAAAAGUGUUCAGCAGAACAAGACGGAAACACAACAUGCGACUCAGACCAGCCACCACCUCUAAACGGCCCUCACCAACACCAAGACGCCUCCAAUGAUCCUCCCGACGGCGGCUUCGCAGCAUGGACACACGUCCUCCUCAUGCACAUCAUCUUCUUCAACACCUGGGGCGUCGCCAACGGCUACGGCGUCUUCCAGGACUACUACACCCAGACCCUCCACCAGUCCCAGUCGUCCAUAUCCUGGAUUGGCAGCGCCCAAGUCUUCUUCCUCUUCUCCAUCGGCGCCGUCGCCGGGCGUCUCACCGACGCGGGACACUUUCGGGUCACGUUUGCCUGCGGCGUGGCGCUGCAGCUGUUGGGCAUAUUCAUGACUUCUCUUUGCACAGAGUAUUGGCAGAUCUUUCUCGCGCAGGCAGUGUGUCUAGGCAUAGGCAAUGGGCUUACAUUCUGUCCUGCUCUGGCUGUUCUCUCGCAGUACUUCAAGAGAUAUCGGGCUUUUGCGGUUGGUCUUUCUGCUGCCGGGGCUGCUGUAGGUGGACUUGUCUACCCGGUGUUGAUAAACCGACUCAUCUUCCAUGACAACUUCGGUUUCCCUUGGACUCUACGCAUCAUGGGCUUCAUCAUGCUGGCCACUUACAUCCCCUGUCUCAUUUGGUUCAAGCCCCGUUUGCCACCGCACAAGACGGGCGCGUGGACUGAUACAUCUGCUUUCCGAGACGUGCCAUUCCUCUUCUUCGCGCUGAGCAUGUUUCUCAACUUCUGGGGCCUUUACUUUGCCUUUUUCUACUUGGGAACGUUUGCUCGCGAAAAGGUGGGAACCAAAGAACCGAUCAACUUGCUCAUCGUUCUCAACGGCGUGGGCAUUAUUGGACGUAUUUUGCCUACAAUAGCCGCCGACAAAUGGGUCGGCAUGCUCAACAUGCUCAUUCCCAUGAGCUUUGCCGCGAGCUUGCUCGUCUUUUGCUGGACAGCAGUAUCAUCAACAGCCGGUUUGUAUGCCUUUGCCGUCAUCUACGGCCUGGUAGCAGCAGCACUGCAAGCCCUGUUCCCAGCCGUCGCCACAACCAUGACUCCUCAUCCGAGUAGAACCGGGACACGUGUGGGGAUGAUUCUUGGGUUUGUCAGUUUCUCGACGCUCACGGGUCCAGCCAUCUGUGGUGCCAUUAUCCAGAGGCAGGAUGGAGAGUACUUGGGGGCGCAGAUGUUUGCUGCUGUGAGCAUUCUUCUGGGCGCGAUGAUGGCUUUGGCUGCGAGGAUGGCCAAGGCUGGAUCAAAUUUGACGACAAAGGUGUAG
This is a messenger RNA of Trichoderma reesei QM6a, 1305 nucleotides long. RefSeq lists its product as uncharacterized. The transcript has a single exon. Gene Ontology annotation, biological process: transmembrane transport. Gene Ontology annotation, molecular function: transmembrane transporter activity. NCBI's taxonomy places the organism in Eukaryota, Fungi, Ascomycota, Sordariomycetes, Hypocreales, Hypocreaceae. Bases 1 to 1305 code for a protein of 434 amino acids. Gene Ontology annotation, cellular component: fungal-type vacuole membrane. The record is from RefSeq and is a predicted model, not a curated record.